UAACCCCUAAUUUUCUCUCCCUAAAAUCAGACACCUACACCCACUUUCUCUCUCCUAGGGUUUUUUUCAGCUUUGCAACAGUCUCAGCACAAAUUUGGUUUCAGUCAAGUGGAUUGAAGUGGUGGUCUGAUUACAAGUUCCAAAAGUGCAUUUGACAACCAGAUUUGUGCCUACAGAACUUGCAGUGAGACGUUAGGGCUUGGAUUGGGAAGCGAGAAGAAGGCAGAGUUGCAAUGUUUCUCUCCCUGUUUCUUCCAAUUAGCUUCUCAGCAUUUUGAUGAGGGGGUAAUCGAAACAAGUGAAACAGAUACUCCUACAGUUAGCCAUGGAUCAGCCAGAACAGACACAGCCACAGCAGCAGCAGCAGCAUCAAGUAGUGGGGGUUGUAGCUGGUGCUGGUCAAAUGGCGUAUGGUACUUCUCCCUACCAAACUGCUCCAAUGGUGGCUUCUGGUAGUCCUGCAGUGGCUGUUCCUUCUCCAACUCAGCCUCCCGGUACUUUCCCUGCUCCUCCACAUCAGCUUGCCUUUCAACAAGCCCAGCAGUUCCACCACCAACAGCAGCAUCAACAGCAGCAGCAGCUUCAAAUGUUCUGGUCGAAUCAAAUGCAGGAAAUUGAGCAAACAACUGAUUUCAAGAACCACAGCCUCCCUCUUGCUCGGAUCAAGAAAAUAAUGAAAGCUGAUGAAGAUGUGAGGAUGAUUUCAGCUGAGGCUCCAGUAGUAUUUGCAAAGGCUUGUGAGAUGUUUAUCCUGGAGCUGACUUUGCGCUCUUGGAUCCAUACAGAAGAGAACAAAAGGAGAACACUUCAGAAGAACGAUAUUGCUGCUGCCAUUUCAAGGACUGAUGUUUUUGACUUCUUGGUUGAUAUCAUUCCUAGAGAUGAGCUGAAAGAGGAGGGUCUUGGGGUCACUAAGGCUAGUAUUCCAGUGGUGGGUUCCCCAGCUGAUGCUAUUCCAUAUUACUACGUUCCUCCCCCACCAGUAGGACCUACAGGCAUGAUCAUGGGGAAGGCAGUUGAUCAAUCAUCGAUCUAUGCUGCCCAACAGCCUCGACCUCCUGUGCCUUUCAUGCCAUGGCCACAGGCGCAGUCUCAGCCCCAGCAACCCCAACAGCAGCAAACAGAUACUUGAUGACUCGGGCCAAGGUGUGUGCCUUCUGGGGCCCUGUUAGAGACAAACCCUUAUCGUGUCUUUAGUCAUAGUGUAGUUGCUUUGUAGUAGUAGUGUUAGUAGACAAUUACAGAGCUGAAACUAGUAGAUGAUACCAAAUCAAAUGUGAGGCACUCAGCAUCCUGUAAUAGACUUUGUGUUGCUCUUAAUUUGAGGUGUCCUCAGGAGAAGUGUUGUUUUGUGGAAGAAGAGGAUGUUACCCCUUUUGUCCUUGAAUCAAUCUGUAUGAGCAAAACAUCAAUUCUGGUUUGCAUGGAUUAUCACUUUCUCAGUUGCAGUAGUUUCGCUUGUUAUACAUCAUUUAUCAGAUACUAAUUCAUAAUUUAGAAGCA
Vitis riparia (riverbank grape) is the source of this 1503-nucleotide messenger RNA. RefSeq names its product nuclear transcription factor Y subunit C-2. The record is from RefSeq and is a predicted model, not a curated record. Gene Ontology annotation, cellular component: nucleus. Gene Ontology annotation, biological process: regulation of DNA-templated transcription. The transcript has 4 exons. Lineage: Eukaryota; Viridiplantae; Streptophyta; Magnoliopsida; Vitales; Vitaceae. The coding region runs from base 326 to 1132 and encodes 268 amino acids. Gene Ontology annotation, molecular function: DNA binding; protein heterodimerization activity; DNA-binding transcription activator activity, RNA polymerase II-specific.